Cyclocybe aegerita is the source of this 1248-nucleotide messenger RNA. Lineage: Eukaryota; Fungi; Basidiomycota; Agaricomycetes; Agaricales; Hemipholiotaceae. The record is from the annotation of a GenBank genome assembly.
AUGGACAUCUCUCAGGCAGACGGUCCGGUUUUCUCUGUUCCAGUUGAAAUACUCGAGCACGUCUUCGACUUAUGUCUCCAUCGCCAAUCCUUUGAUGAUGACGAUUUGUACGAGUACACUGGGUCCCUUGUCAGGCAUUGCGGCCCAAUUCUUCUGAUGCAAGUAUGCACUCUAUGGAGAGCGAUUGUGUUGAACAGCCUCCUUAUGGAGAUUCCGAACGCCCCUGCAUACCCUCUUGACCUUCGGUUGUGCACCCCGCCCUUUGACCUCGUGCCGAAGGAUUAUUCGCGGUCCGUAUUCGUUCUGUUCGCAAAGCAGGUGCAUCGGUGGCAAUCACUCUCCAUCGACCUCGACCUCGACUUUAUCGAUGAACUCACCAACCUCCUGCGAUCGAAACAGUCUGCUCCUAUGUUUCUUGAAGGCUUGAGAGUGGAGAAUCCGGCGAACAAGGACUACCAGGUUCCGCAAACAGCCAUGGAGCCUUUCGUUGAUCUCAUUCACCGCCUUGAAUCGUUGCAACAUUUCGUUUGGAUCGACCAGUGCGGAACCACACCCCUCCACAAUAUUCCGUGGACCCGUUUAAAGACGGUCGUCGUCAAGCUUCCCGCAUCGUUGGAAGAAAUAUUCCUUUAUAUAUCGCAAUGCACCGCCGCGACAACAAUCACUUUCGAGAGCAUCACCAUCUUCGAUCCUAAGAAAACCCGUUGGCCCACAGAACCCUUCCCUCCCAUCUCCCUAACUAGCCUCACCUCUCUCAAACUCUCUCGAGGAUGUGAUCCAACUUGGCUGCUCCGUUUCUUUACCAUGCCUUCCCUUCAAUCUCUCGACAUUUCUAUUCUGCGCCGCGAUCAAGCAAUAUUAGAAGGUUUCGUCAAGAGAUCACCUUGCCUUCGAAGUCUUUUAAUCGACGAAAGGCACAACAGUGACCACUUCUCAUAUUUCGGGGAGGAUUUUCUCAUAUCCGAUGAGGAGAUCAUGGACUAUCUCCGAAGCCCAUGCUUGCGUUCUAUUCCUCGGGUCGGACUGUCCAUGAAAUAUGCGAAGGAAGACAUGGUCUCGCUCAUUCGACGUCGCCUGCAAACUGGCACGCCACUUUCACCCUUAGUUUCCUGGCUCACCCCAGAUUGGAUGCAUCGAUAUGUAGGCUGGCGUGAAUUUAACGAUCGGCCCGAGUUGCCCAUCUUCUCAUACGCGGAUGGUUCAUUCGAGUUCAUGGAAUACUUUUGGAUAGAGACAGAUUUGAUGUAA